AUGCAGGCGGAAUCCGGGAUCGUCCCGGACUUCGAGGUGGCGGAGGAGUUCCAGGAGGAACCGAAGACCUACUACGAGCUGAAGAGCCAGCCGCUGAGAAGCAGGUCAGGAGCAGGAGCACACCUGCAGACACUAGAUUACAGACGCUUCCCAUUAUCACUGAUGUUUCUUGCUAAUGUGGACUUAAGCUGUAAAAGCAGCGGCUGCCUUUUCCCGUCGGAGCAGCACGGCUCCUCCAAGCCCCCGCUGAGCUCCUCGGCCAUGACAUCGCGCAUCCUGCUGCGGCAACAGCUGAUGCGGGAGCAGCUCCAGGAGCAGGAGCGGCGGGAGCAGCGGAGACAACAGGCUUCCCAGUACCCACAAACCACGGCGGCCCAGACCCCCGCCAUCAACGUCAGCGUGCCCGCCAGCUUGCCGCCUGCUGCCCAGGUGCCGAUGGAGGUGCUGAAGGUUCAGACUCACCUGGAGAACCCAACCAAAUACCACAUCCAGCGCUCCCAGCAGCAGCAGGUGAAGCAGUACCUGGGGAAGCUCGGCCCUCAGGUGUUGAGCCUGCCCUGCCACAACCAGCCCUCUGACCACGGGGGCAUGCCGCCAGGGCCGGGCAACAGUGCCCCCAACAGCCCUAUGGCCUUACUCACCCUGAACAACAACUGCGAGAAAGAGAUGGAUGAUGUCAUCGAUGACAUUAUCAGUCUGGAGUCCAGUUACAGCGAUGACAUCCUCGGCCUUAUGGACCCGGGACUUCAGAUGGCGAACACAAUCCCCAUGCAGGCUAACAUCAUGGACAUGUAUGGUAAUCAGGGUAUGGCCCAGCAAGGUCUGCCCAUCAGCAACUCCUGCCCUGCCAACCUGCCAAACAUCAAAAGGGAAUACUCCGUUUCACAAUCCCCGGCCAUCAUGCACAUGCUGGAUAAGUCUGGUUCCUGUGGCAAGUUUGAGAACUACCAGCGGCCUGAAGGUUUCCCCGUGGAAGUAAGAGCAAUGGCAAAGGAAAGGCAGAAGAAGGAUAACCACAAUUUGAUUGAGAGAAGACGACGGUUCAACAUAAACGAUCGAAUCAAAGAGUUGGGGACUCUGAUUCCAAAGUCUAACGACCCGGACAUGCGCUGGAACAAAGGAACCAUCCUGAAGGCCUCGGUGGACUACAUCAGGAAGAUGCAGCGAGAGCAGCUGAGGGCAAAGGAGCUGGAGAUUCGGCAGAAGAAGCUUGAACAUGCCAACAGACAUCUGAUGCUGAGGAUACAGGAGUUGGAGAUGCAGGCCCGGGCUCACGGCCUCAGCAUCGUGUCCUCCCUCUGCUCCGCCGACCUGGGGCCCCGGGGCGUCAAGAUGGAGCCCUCCCUGGAGGACUGCCACCCGGACCUGUACACGUUCCACCCACACCACCAACACCACCCGGCCUGCACCCCCGAGCCGCCCGGCGCCCUGGAGCUGAGCGACGGCCACUCCAACUACCAGGACGGCCACUACAGCGUCCAGGGCAAGCCCGGCUCCAAACUCAACGACAUCCUCAUGGAAGACAACCAGUCGCCGGUGAGGGGGGGGGACCCUUUGCUCUCGUCCGUCUCCCCGGACACGUCGAAGGACAGCAGCCGCAAGAGCAGUGUCAGCAUGGAUGAGAACGAGGAGGACUGUUAGCACCCCCUCCUGGAAGACAGCGCACCUGCAUCUCCAACAACAUCCUCCAACUCGCUCUCAGCUGCUGGACUCGCUCUCCUCUUUGUCUCAUUUGGGGUUUUUGUU
Messenger RNA from Limanda limanda (common dab), 1746 nucleotides. It is a transcript of the gene mitfb, whose product is annotated as melanocyte inducing transcription factor b. Gene Ontology annotation, biological process: melanocyte differentiation; regulation of transcription by RNA polymerase II. Bases 1 to 1641 code for a protein of 546 amino acids. The transcript is spliced from 14 exons. Gene Ontology annotation, molecular function: protein dimerization activity; DNA-binding transcription factor activity, RNA polymerase II-specific; RNA polymerase II cis-regulatory region sequence-specific DNA binding. Gene Ontology annotation, cellular component: nucleus. The record is from RefSeq and is a predicted model, not a curated record. NCBI's taxonomy places the organism in Eukaryota, Metazoa, Chordata, Actinopteri, Pleuronectiformes, Pleuronectidae.